GUCAUAUGGCACCAUCUUUAUGACCGAAGCUCAUGCAGAGAAAAAGGAACUCUCUAUGCUGCGAGAAAUUUGCUAGAUACCAGGAAUGUUACAAUGGACCCUCACAAUAACUUCUAUGGAUGCAGUGAGUUCCUUGAUAAAGUAUUGAGUGCAUACCUUGUUUGUGGGGCAUUGAAUCAUUUUGGCAUGAAAGACAUCGAUGACACUCCAGAGCAAAAUAACUACACUGGUGAACCAAUUGAC
Messenger RNA from Paramuricea clavata, 243 nucleotides. Lineage: Eukaryota; Metazoa; Cnidaria; Anthozoa; Malacalcyonacea; Plexauridae. The record is from the annotation of a GenBank genome assembly.